This is a messenger RNA of Dovyalis caffra, 1257 nucleotides long. The record is from the annotation of a GenBank genome assembly. Lineage: Eukaryota; Viridiplantae; Streptophyta; Magnoliopsida; Malpighiales; Salicaceae.
AUGGCUGGGAGUUCAUCACAGUCGCAGGCUCCCAAAAUCCUAUUAGCGAAACCACCCGGGUUGGGAACUACUGGACCGGCGGUGGCUGCUGCUGCUAAAUUUGGACGCGAAGACGAAACAGCGCCUCAUCACCGUCGGUCUCGUCUCCCUUCAAUCACCUCUCUCAAUCUCCUCUCCGAUUCUUGGGACUUCCAAAUUGAUCGCUUCCUCCCUUUCCUGACGGAGAAUACAGAUUUCACAGUGGUUGGAAUAAUAGGGCCACCUGGGGUUGGCAAGUCGACAAUCUUGAACGAGCUUUAUGGUUUUGAUGGAACCUCACCAGGGAUGCUUCCGCCUUUUACUGUACAGUCUGAAGAUAACAGAGCAAUGGCAAAGCAUUGUACUGUGGGAAUUGAACCCAGGAUAUCUGCCGAGCGGCUUAUACUUCUCGAUACCCAGCCUGUUUUUAGCCCUUCUGUUUUGGCAGAGAUGAUGAGACCUGAUGGCUCAUCCACAAUUUCAGUUUUAAGUGGUGAAAACCUUUCUGCCGAGUUGGCUCAUGAACUUACAGCUAUUCAGUCUGAUUUUGUUGUAAGUACAUUCUCAACGUUAUUGAAAGAUAAAAUGCCUGAUGAACUUCUAUGUUUCUGGGAUGCUGCAAGGACUCAUUCUAGCUUGGUUGACUUGCUGAAACAUGGCAUACCUGAUCCAUCUGUACUAAACUCUUCACAUUUGCAUAGCUCUAAUGCGGGGCCUGAGAAAGGAAACAAGGAUAAAGUCUCUGAGGCUGAAGAGUAUCUGGCCACUCCAGUCUUUGUACAUACAAAGAGCACCUAUCUAAUUAUCUCUUUUUGUAGACUGCUAGAUGAACAUUGUACUCCAUCUAAUUUUGCGGAACUGAGGAAGGAACUAGCACAAUAUUUCAGCUCCUCUUCAUUCAUCAAAGACAAAGGCGUAAGCAUGGCAAAAGAACAGCUCUUUUCUUCCAUGCCUUCAAACAGUCAUAAUAAUGAUUCUGAUUCAAAAUCUAUAAAUCUUUUUGUCAUUCCAUCCAAGGACAAGGAUAACUCUCUUAGAGUUCAGUACAAAAGUUACAUCUCUGCGCUAUGGAAAUUGCGAGAUCAGGUUUUAUCAAUGAACGGCCUGUUCUUUGCUAGGGCAGUCUCAGAACGUGACUGGUUGAAAAAUUCUGCCAAGAUCUGGGAAUUAGUUAAAAGCUCUGCAAUCAUUGCAGAUUAUGGCCAAGCACUUCAAAGUUCUGGGAUUUUUAGGAGGUAG